CUCAUGAGAUAACUAAUCACACGCACUCGGGGUAUCUCGAGGUUUUUAUUCUGGUUGGGACAUUUACAUCCUUAUCUGCAGGUAUAAAUCGCAGCGGAUUAUGCUGGAUAGGUAGCUGCUUCGCUAUACAAGUUGAAACCCUCGUUCACUUUCCAUAUCUCGAACUUCAUGGUGCAUAUAUACUCCACCCUGACGGCUGCGAUGGCGGCAUUCGCGUGCUUCGGAGAGGUCGCCUCUGUGCCUCUUGAGCAGAUGCUGAGAGGCCUGACUCCAAAAGCAAGAAAUGUUUUGAAGCGUGCUACCCCAGUAUUCCCAUAUUUCGUAUUAUACAGUGACGCGUACGUUUCCACUGAACCAACGGUGUCAGAUAUUUUGGGCUUCAAUGUGUUUGCAUUGUCUUUUCUCGAGCAAUAUGGUGCAGCAGAUCAAGCUCAGGAAUGGGAAGAGCUUACAGCAUCCCAACGUUCUUCGAUUCUUUCCGAGUACGAGGCCGCAGGUAUCUCACUCAUUGUGUCCCUUUUCGGGUCCACUGAGACCCCAACUUCAUCGGGAUACGACCCCAUCGAUACUGCGAAUACCAUGGCAGCUUGGGUCAUCGAAUAUGGCCUCCAGGGUGUAGAUAUCGACUAUGAGGAUUUCGCUGCAUUCGACGCUGGUACUGGCUCUGCUGAGCAGUGGCUCGGCAACUUCACCACCCAGCUGCGCACACAGCUUCCUCAGGGCCAAUAUAUAUUGACUCAUGCUCCUGUUGCACCUUGGUUUUCUCCUAAUUAUUGGGGUGGUGGAGGAUACCUCUGGAUAGAUUCUGUGGUCGGUAGUAUGAUUGAUUGGUAUAAUGUGCAGUUUUACAACCAGGGCACAACGGAGUACACAACUUGCGAUGGCCUCCUGUACAACUCCUCAACUACUUGGCCACAAACUGCACUCUUCCAAAUCGCUGAUAGCGGUAUUUCUCUGGACAAGCUUGUGAUUGGCAAGCCUGCUACUGCAGCACAAGCCACCAAUGGGUACAUGGACCCGUCUCUCUUAGCGUCCUGUGUUUCCGAGGCCUAUGCUGCUGGAUGGAAUGCCGGUGUCAUGGUUUGGGAGUAUCCUGACGCUAAUUCCUCAUGGAUCGCGACUGUGCGCGGGGACACCUGGCCAAUGCCAUCCACGACUACGACGUCUGUGACACCGACGAGCACUAGUACCACAACGACGGGCACCGGUACCACAACGACGAGCACCAGUACCACAACGACGAGCACCGGUACCACGACGACGAGUACCAGUACCUCAACACCCGGAACCACUUGCACAGGUGUUGCUGCAUGGACCACUGGUGUGGCUUAUACCGGAGGUGAUGAAGUGACCUACGAUGGGUACCUGUGGACCGCGAGCUGGUGGACGGAGGGACGACACCCCUGGAGGUUCCGCGGGUGUCUGGGUUAACGACGGAGCUUGCACCUCUACAGCCACCGCCCCACCUAAGCAUAGGGCUCUGUUAGCCCCCAUCGUCACACCUGCGCCUGCUUUGUAAAGGCAUUGAUGGGCGCCACCCUACCCUGCUCACCUGCUGCUGCAGGGGCUCCGCGAUAUGAUAUGUAACGUGAUAGAUGAUGAAACGAGAUAUGACGAUAGCGAUGUAUUAUUAUUGUAUUCCAUUCCUGUUUUUAC
This is a messenger RNA of Suillus subalutaceus, 1656 nucleotides long. Its product is annotated as glycoside hydrolase family 18 protein. Lineage: Eukaryota; Fungi; Basidiomycota; Agaricomycetes; Boletales; Suillaceae. The transcript is spliced from 12 exons. Gene Ontology annotation, biological process: carbohydrate metabolic process. The record is from RefSeq and is a predicted model, not a curated record. Gene Ontology annotation, molecular function: hydrolase activity, hydrolyzing O-glycosyl compounds; carbohydrate binding. Gene Ontology annotation, cellular component: extracellular region. Bases 169 to 1431 code for a protein of 420 amino acids.